Messenger RNA from Penicillium olsonii, 1071 nucleotides. The record is from the annotation of a GenBank genome assembly. Lineage: Eukaryota; Fungi; Ascomycota; Eurotiomycetes; Eurotiales; Aspergillaceae.
AUGCCACAGGUGGACUUGGGUAUCACCAGAUGCCAAUUAGGCAAGUUUCCACGACAACCCCACAUUUCACUACUUAGUACUUGUGAGCUUGCUGUUCAAGAAGCUGUCCAGACAGUUUAUUUAAGCAGUCAUUUCCAUGAAAUUGUCUUGACUUUCACUAAUAAUCCAAUUUUCUUUUCCACCUUCGAGGUUCACACCGGAACCACCCUCAUACCUACCUUCUACGUCGCCCCAGGCCUAAUACACAUAUCUCUCGCAAUGGACGUUCCUGGAAUUGCCUUGAUCACAGGUGCCGCCUCAGGCAUUGGUCGUGCGUGCGCAAAGACAUUUACCAGGGAUGGUGCUUCGGGAAUUGCCUUGAUCGAUCUCAACCCCCAAGCCCUAGCAGCCGUCAAAGCCGAGAUCGAAGAGCAAUCAAGAAAGCAAGGAAAACCAUGCCGAGUCGAGACCUACCCCACCGAUAUCUCAGACGAGAACCGCGUCAACCAAGUCGUACAACAAGUGGCUGCAACAUUCGGUCGUCUCGACUACGUGGUCAACGCAGCCGGCAUCGCCAUGAAGCACACAGGUGGCGCGGCAUUCUGCGAAACAGCAGACUGGGAACGGAUCCUGAACAUCAACCUUACUGGUACAUUCUUUGUUCUGCGCGCUGCUGCCCAGAUCAUGCUGAAGCAAGAGCCUAUUCGAUCCUCCUAUGAUGGUCGGCCAUUGCAGCGCGGUUCGAUCGUCAACUUCUCGUCUAUUCAGGGUGUUGCUGGAAUCGCAUGGUCGACUGCGUAUACUGCGACCAAGCAUGCUGUUAUUGGAUUGACUCGUACCGCCUCAGAGGAUUAUGCUAAGGAUGGCUUGCGCAUUAAUGCUAUCUGUCCUGGGUACACUGAGACCCCUCUGACUACCAAGUCCCCGCAGAUUCUCGCGGCUAUGAAAGACAAGGUUGCCAAUGCGGUGCCUAUGGAAAGAAUGGGUCAACCGGAGGAAAUUGCCGAUGGUGUUGUCUAUUUGAGUGGUGGAAGAGCUUCUUUUGUUACCGGCACAGCCUUGUUCGUGGAUGGUGGAUACACCCAGCGAUGA